Molecule: messenger RNA, 3084 nt
Organism: Vollenhovia emeryi
Lineage: Eukaryota; Metazoa; Arthropoda; Insecta; Hymenoptera; Formicidae
Gene: pio
Exons: 9
Coding region: 78-1313 (411 amino acids)
Source: RefSeq, a predicted model, not a curated record
UGGAUUGGACGUCGCGUCGAGCGGCUGCGAGCAGUCCGGAAUUAUUCUCGGGAGAUUCGGGAAAAGGUGCAGCAGCCAUGGACUGGAGGGGGUUCGCGCUGGCAUUUCUGGUGAUCACAAUAACGAGGCACAGCGGCACGCACGCAGCCCAGAUACCUCAGCAGCCGUCGACGUCGACCGCGGCGAUAGCGAGCACCGUGCAGAUCGAGUGCGCGAGCGAAUCGAUAAUCGUUCACAUCUCGACGGAGGGCAACACGGACUUCCACGGUCUGGUCUAUCCGCGCGGCUUGUCGAAAAACAGUUCCUGUCUGCAGGAGUACAGAAGUCAGCCCGUGCCGAUCACCUACAAUCUGCCGCUCAGGUCCUGCAACACCAUGCCCACUGAACUGGGGGACGGUGGUAUCGAGUACUUCAACACCAUCGUGGUCCAGCCACACCUGAAGCUGGUCACGAACCAGGGCAGGGGUUUUCACGUGAGAUGCAGAUACCAGACGCGCGACAAAGUCGUAACGAACGAUCAGACCCAGGUGUCCAUGAUGCAGUCUCUGCCGUUGCAGGCGACCGCGCCAAUGCCGGGAUGCACGAUGAAGAUCUUCAGCGGCGAUCCAACGCAGCAUCAUGUGGCGGAGAAUGUGAAGAUCGGCGAUCCUUUGACCCUGGUCAUUAGCAUCGACAAACAAGAGAUGUUCGGCUUGAAGAUCUCCGAUUGCCUGGUGCGCGAUGGCCUCGGGUGGGGCGAGCAGCGGCUCAUAAACGACGACGGUUGCCCGAUCGACGGCGAGAUAAUGGGACAGUUCACUUACAACGAGGACAAAACGGAGGCCAGGGUGAACUUCCAGGCGCACAAGUUCCCGUAUACGGCGAGCGUGUAUUAUCAGUGCAACGUUAGACUGUGCGUCAAGCAUGGCGGAGGAUGCAGUAAUACGCCGCCGUUGUGCAAUUCGAUAGCCAGACGACGCAGGGACGCCGCGGGUGACGACGAGGUGAAGGGUGUCGAAGGCCUGGACGGCACCCCGGCCACAAUAGAGGUCUACAGUGGCCUUUACGUUAACGAGGCCUCGGACAUUGGCUCCAAGUCGGACUUCUCCGACGACGUCCUCCGAGAAAGGGCUAUUGACGACCCGAACACCAUCUGCAUAUCGCAGAGGAGUUUCGCUAUCGGGAUUGCUGUUGCCGGUCUCAUCCUCAUGCUGGCGGUGAUAGCCGCCAUCCUGGUGCUGCUCGCCAAGAGACGGCACAAGAGCGUAUCCACGACGGGAUCGUCCAUCUACAGCGGACCAUACACGAACACCGCUUACAGCCACAGUAGCUAAGUUCGCCUCGUUCGGCGCGGGAUUGAGAUACCCGAGACACCCCGGCUCCGAAGACAGCCGCGUCCCCGCGGCUUCUUCCCUCGCGGGAUCCGUAGCGACGCGUUGAUCUCGCGGCGGGUCUUCUCGGGCAGGCUCGAUCGACGAAACGAUUAAUUAGAUUUUUAGUUGCUUUCGACGCGAGGUCGAUUCCGAGGCGACGAUCGAAGCCACUGCGCGCCCGAGGUUCGACAGAGCGAAACGAACGAAACGCGGAUCUCUUGCUCAACUGUUGUACCCCCUUUCGACGUUUCGCACGACGGCCUCGGCGAUACUUCGAGGUAUUUAGGGAACUGACGAUAUAGUUCGAUCCUGGAUACCAAUCUUCUCUUCUCUUCCUCCCUCACAUCUUCCCUCGUCCUUUCGAACGGAAAUAUUUUACGACGGAUCUUCAUAGCUCAUAAAGCAGAAUAUGUAACGAAGAAUUCACGUAUAGUUUCAAUGACGCGAUAUCAACAAGUAUACUUGCUACGACACUUCUUCCUUCUUCCUCGGCCUAUCUCCGUCCACUUCUGGACUUGGGGCCUCUUCCAGGAGUCUCCACGUCUGUCGACAUGCUACGACAUUAUUAGAAUGAAAAUAAUACGAAGAAAAGGAAACAAAAUUCCUCGUGCAAUAAAAAUUGUAGCGCGUUACAGGCAAUAUUGUGGAAACAAAUUGUACAGUUACAGUCUUACAAAAGAAGAAAGAUGUGCUUUAUAUACAUCCGGUGCUCUUCCCUCGCAUUAUCGAGACCGGUCUCGAACACGAUCGCGAAUUUUUCGCCUCGAAAAUAAUUCCAAUUUGCUACUCCAACCAUGUUUGAGGUAGUAAUUAUUCCGUCCGAGCUAUGUACAUAUUGUUUUUAGCGAAACACCCUUACCGUUUGCUCCGAUCUACAUCUAAUGAAUCGACAUGGCUCAUUCCGUCGAGAGGUUGCAUCAUUCUAAUAUAUACAUAUAUAUAUACAUGUACUUCUAAUAUACUAUGCUGUACACUAGUCCGGUAUACACUGUCCUACCUAACACAUAUCUAUCGCACUAAACACAGUCGCGCGUACGCGAAGACAUCAAGUCGCGAUUGUCCCUCAACGAUUUAACACGAUUGUCGCGCGCGAACUCAUUCUAGCUAGCUUUAAGUCCAAGUCAACGCUACGCGUGAAACUCUUCUCAAAUAACUCAAUCAAAUACUCCGGUGAUCCCUGCGUGCGAUCGUUUCCGACGUCGAUAUUUCUGCGCUCUCCUCCGACGCGGUUUCCAACUUGAAACCCUCCCUCGGAUGAAAGACGAAUCUACAUUCGUGCGUGCAAACACUUGAAAUUAAUCACACACGUUGUGAUACGCGUAGAGAACAAUCCAGCAUUUCCGAAAAUAGCAGCAAAUUGUCAUAACUCAUUUUGUUUAAAUUGUUCUUGAGUAGACAAAUCAAUAGUAAUGAGAAAGACAGACUUGCUGAUUGCAUUAUGUACAAUGUAAUGGUAUCGCUGCGAAUGUACCGGCGGCAACGGCUCAAUUCUGAAAGCGUAAUCGGAAAUGCAUCUGCGGUGAAGCUUGAAGAAAAUCUAAUUAUAAAAGGACACAAUCAGAUCCGAUAUGUGUGCAUGUGUCGGUUAUUAUAAGCCUCCGAUAAAGCUGCGUGUGAACGAACCAUCGCCCGUCGUAAAGACGCAAGGGCAAUCUGUAAUUUCGUACACUGACAAAAAAAUUAUUUUAAACUAAGUAAAUAGAUUUACUCAAAAUUAUUUUUUUACUCAAGU